GAGCCCAGGACGGGUAUAACACGAGGCAGCGCGCUGGGAAGGGACUGAGCAGAGACGGGAGAGACCCGAGCGGUGGCCGGAGGGGAGGGCGCUGCCCGCCCGGAGUCACGCCGCUCGCAGCGCACCGCCGGCCACGGCGGACCUGGGAGGGAAGGUAAGGCCACGAUGAACAUUGAAGUCCACAACAUCACUUACACCACUGCCACAGUCUCCUGGGCCACAAACAACCCCUGUCCGGAGAACUUCUACCACAUCAUGUACCGACCCAAUUGGAACAGCAUCUUCACUGGGUAUUUACGCCAGAACUUCCACCGUGAGGAGCGAGUUCCCCACUCCCUCAGCUCCCUUGUCCUCCACAGACUCACACCAUCCACUGUCUACAUCCUCUGCAUCACGUGCAAGAACUCUUACCCCUCCAGCAAUCACUGCAUCACCUUCCAUACUCCAGACAAAACCCCCCUGGGUUUUGGUGGCUCUAAGCAUGAACCUACCACCUCCAUGUGGAUGGUGAGCAGCCUGUUGCUUCUUUGCUUUCUAGCUAUCUUGGUCUAUGGUUGCCUGCAGUUCUGGUCUGCACAGUGCCACAGGGCUUCGAGGCUGAAGCAGUACGAUGCCAAUUCAGAAGGAGACGUGGGUGAACAGAGAAGCUCACUGGAGGGGCCUCCGAAGGGUGGACUGAAAGAGGAGCUUCUGGAAGUCCCCAUGACAACUGUUCUAGUGAGGAGUUCCAGCUUCAUGAAGGAGAGUCCAUAUAGUUCCCCUCACUGCUUUUUUCCCUAUAAAAACAGUGAUGAUAAAAGGGCCAUCUUGCCGCAGCAUGGCCUUCAGUGA
Molecule: messenger RNA, 831 nt
Organism: Rhea pennata
Lineage: Eukaryota; Metazoa; Chordata; Aves; Rheiformes; Rheidae
Gene: FNDC9
Product: fibronectin type III domain containing 9
Exons: 2
Coding region: 166-831 (221 amino acids)
Molecular function (GO): protein binding
Source: RefSeq, a predicted model, not a curated record